AUGCGCCUCCCCUUCCUCUACCCCGCCCUCCUGGCCCUCUUCUUCUCUUCCGUCACUGAGGGCGCAAAGAAACCCCCCGCCAAAGACGCCAUUCUCCUCUCGCAAGUAAAGACCCUCACCUUGCGCAACAACGCCAAAACAUCUCAACGCAGGGUCUCCGCCAUCCCGCAACUAACCUGCAGAGGCCCAGGAUGCGCACACUACAAAGUAGACGUCAUGCGGUGCACAAACCAGGGCUCAGCGUAUAAUAGUGAGGAUGUGGAGUGGAGCUGUACCGCGAGUUUACCGCCUGAGUUCAAGCUGGGGAGUACGGAUGUGGUGUGUGAGGGUUAUCGGAACCGGGAUGAUGAGUACAUUUUGAAGGGCAGC
Molecule: messenger RNA, 369 nt
Organism: Hyaloscypha bicolor E
Lineage: Eukaryota; Fungi; Ascomycota; Leotiomycetes; Helotiales; Hyaloscyphaceae
Product: DUF1183-domain-containing protein
Exons: 1
Biological process (GO): regulation of store-operated calcium entry
Cellular component (GO): endoplasmic reticulum membrane
Source: RefSeq, a predicted model, not a curated record